CACCAAAGAAUUUUCUUAGUUCAAAUCAGCAAUAGAUCAUGUAUGUACACUGAAAAAAAGGGAAAACAAAAAGUAACAAUAACUGCGGGUCUGCAGAUAAAAAAACCCAAUCUUGAAUGUUCACCUGUUAGUUUUAGCUAUGUCCACAUUUCUGGGGUUUCACAGCAAACCAGUCCACAUAUUUGAUAUUUCCACACACACACAAGCUAGAUAACACCCCAAACUUGAAGUAAAAUAGGCCACUGAGAUUACCUUCAACAAAAAAAAAAAAUGGCCUCUUUUAAGUAUGUCUUGAUAAUAUACAGAAUAUUUUCAAUUUUUGCACUGGUUUUGGUUCCAAGAACUGUUCUUUCUGUGCCCUUUGUCGUUUUUCACGGAAUAUCUGACAAUUGCAAAAACAAAGGAAUAACACAUUUCACCACUCUUCUAAGUGACUGGUCAGGUUCACAAGGAUAUUGCAUUGAAAUCGGAAAUGGUGCUUGGGAUUCAUGGACAAUGCCCUUCCUAAAACAAACAGCCAUUGCUUGUGAAAAGGUGAAGGAAAUGGAAGAACUCAAAGAAGGUUACAACAUUAUUGGACUUUCCCAGGGUAAUCUGGUUGGCAGAGGGGUCAUUGAGUUAUGUGAUGGUGGACCUCCAGUGAGAAGUCUAAUAUCUUUGGCAGGUCCGCAUGCUGGAAUAGCAGCUGUUCCCUUAUGUGGAUCGGCUUUGGUUUGCAUUUUUGUGGACUUUCUGAUCAAGUUUGCAAUUUACAGCGACUUUGUUCAGGAACAUUUGGCACCUGCCAGUUUUAUCAAAAUCCCAACGGACCUGAAUGACUACAAAGAAGGAUGCAGCUUCCUGCCUAAGCUUAAUAACGAAAUAUAUAAGAAUUCUACUUACAAGGAGCGAUUUUCUAGCUUGGAAAACUUGGUUCUUAUCAUGUUCGAGAAGGACAACAUUUUGGUGCCGAGAGAGACUUCUUGGUUUGGAUAUUUCCCAGAUGAUUCGUGGGAAACAAUUUUGCCUGCACAACAGACAACUCUCUAUACAGAAGAUUGGAUUGGUCUGAAAACAUUGGACGAAGCUGGGAAAGUGAAGUUCGUAAACGUGUCUGGGGGACAUCUCGACAUUUCAUAUGGCGAAAUGAAGAAAUAUAUAGUUCCAUAUUUGGUGGAUAACUCGACCACACAACAAACAGUGCUCCAACAAUUUCAUACUUGGUCUGGCCAUGAGGAAAAGAUUCUUAAGCUAUUUGCUUCAUAUUGAAUGGGAUAUAUACGAAAUCUUAGAUAUACGAGUUGAGGAAUAAAUAACUACAAUUAAGUCUCUGUACCAUGUCAUAAUCGUUCAAUCGGUGGUUUUACGGCUCCAAGCUUAUACACGAAUCGUAACAUGUGUUUAUCUAUAAUUGUAGUGAUUUCUGUACGCAUACUCAAAUAUGCAAUGCUCUAUUACUUGUGCAAAUUGGACUGUAUGGAAAACAUGACUUUGAGUCAUAUUCCCAUAAUAAGGUACAAAAUGUUGUCUAUUUCUGAAAUAUUUGAAUAUGCAUGUGAAAGGAGGCAUCAUGAGCACACUCUCUGUUCUUAUUAUGAUCGGUAUCUGAAUUUAUUAUUGAAAUUGUUCGAGCUUGGAGCUGAACUGGAUUGGGCAAAUCUAAGUCAGGCUAGUAACUUCUACUUUGUACACAAUUUAUGGAGAGUGAUACAUGUAGCAAAAUUGUAUACUUGCUAUGUUGGAAAUAAUUAGGUUGACUCAAACUUCAUGAGACUGCACUUUUUGCUUCUGUUGAUCCUAACUGCAGUUGGUUUACAUCAUUAAUACAAGUUACAAACCCUAGACUGGACAGAAAACGGGCCUAUGUCGGUCGAGCCUUAAAUGGAUACAACUUGGGUGCAUAUAUCAAGUCAUCACAAUUUAAUCUGAAAAUGGAAACUCCUACUCUUGUUCGUUUUGACCAAAACGAGGAUGCGAGCUUCUACUUGUGCCGUCAAUGCAAAACUCAUGUUGCUUUGCAGCAAGAAUUGCUCCACAAGUUAUUACUGUAAAUUCGAUUACGAUUUUAUAGGGUCAAUGUGGCUCUGGGCCAAAACUACUCGGUCAUAACUGAUCAAAUUACAGCUAGUGCUUCCUGCAUCAACUGUAACUCAAACUUUGGAGCCAAAUUUAUUACUUUGAAGUUUGAGACUCCUGCUAUUAAAGCUGGAAGAUUCAUGAUUGACAUGACUAAUCUGCUUCUGUGGAAGGGUAAUCGGCUGGUGUAUGCACACACAGAGGAGCUGGUCCAGAAUGCAUGAAGAUGCCUGAAAAAGACGCGCGCUUUAAUUAUAAAAAGUAUCGUAGAAGCUAUUGAAUAAUGUUUUUUUUUUUCAAAUUGCAUGAUUUUUUAGAGCCUGGUUAUAUCCUUCAGUAGAGGGUUGUGAUUGGAAAAUUUAAUGAAAAAUGGUGUUUCUCUUAGUAACUUGUUUGUGAUAUCAGUUUUUGUGCUAUGGCCUUAUUGUUGAAUAUAUGUAUUUUGAUAGGUGGUCUAGGUUUGGUUUAACCUCAAUAGGAU
Striga asiatica is the source of this 2536-nucleotide messenger RNA. Lineage: Eukaryota; Viridiplantae; Streptophyta; Magnoliopsida; Lamiales; Orobanchaceae. The record is from the annotation of a GenBank genome assembly.